Branchiostoma floridae (Florida lancelet) is the source of this 466-nucleotide messenger RNA. RefSeq lists its product as uncharacterized. The record is from RefSeq and is a predicted model, not a curated record. The coding region runs from base 96 to 452 and encodes 118 amino acids. The transcript has 3 exons. Lineage: Eukaryota; Metazoa; Chordata; Leptocardii; Amphioxiformes; Branchiostomatidae.
GGCGAUAUAAACCCGCGCGCACGCUUUUACCGAAAAACACUUUUCCAGACUUCUUGCAGAUUCACAGAACUCGUGCCUUUCAAAAAACGGAAGAAAUGGCGAGUACGGCCCACACACUCUUCCUGGUGAUUUCUUUCGCCAUGAUGUACGGAGCGCUAGCUCAGUUCACGUGCCCGGUAGGACACGACCCGCCCUACCCGCUAUUCUGCCCACAGCCGGGAGACUCGCCCAACGCCACCGCCUGCUGCUACGACUCUAACCGGAUCCCACAGACUUACUGCUGCAACCCCAGUGACAUCCUCGUGGGCCUGGCUGGUUGGAUCAUUGCGGUUAUUGUGGUGGUGUUUCUGCUGUUCUUCGGUGGCAUCGUGCUGUGCAUCUGCUGUUGCUGUAGCUGCUGUUUCCUUGCCCAGCGCCGCCAACAGUCGCAAUAUGUCGUCAUCACUCCGUAACACGAACAAUACAA